AUGCAAAUUUUUGUUAAAACUCUUACGGGCAAAACUAUCACACUUGAAGUUGAACCAAAUGAUACCAUCGAAAAUGUGAAAGCAAAAAUCCAAGACAAAGAAGGAAUUCCACCUGAUCAACAACGUCUUAUCUUCGCCGGCAAACAACUUGAAGAUGGUCGAACACUCGGCGAUUACAACAUUCAAAAAGAAAGUACACUUCACUUAGUUCUUCGAUUACGUGGUGGUAUGCAAAUAUUCGUGAAAACUCUCACUGGCAAAACUAUAACACUCGAAGUUGAACCAAGUGACACAAUCGAAAAUGUUAAAGCCAAGAUUCAAGAUAAAGAAGGAAUUCCACCUGAUCAACAACGUCUUAUCUUCGCCGGUAA
Messenger RNA from Rotaria sordida, 371 nucleotides. The record is from the annotation of a GenBank genome assembly. NCBI's taxonomy places the organism in Eukaryota, Metazoa, Rotifera, Eurotatoria, Philodinida, Philodinidae.